UGCAGCCGGCCGAGUGGGGUCGUAGGUGUUGCGGCCGCCCUCGCUCGGGCUAUUUAACCGCCUCCCAUCGGGAUUCAAACUCAGAUUCGUCUCGAAACCGCGACCACGCGGUGCCCGGUCGCUCGUUCAGUAAUAUACGCCGGCAGAUGCUCGAGCAGUGGCCGUACCUUUCGGCGAAACCUAACCCCUCUCGAGUGACAGCUAAAAAUACCGAUUUCCGAGCACGCUGCACUGUCCGACCGUCUAUUUUCACCUCGCGCUCUCCCGGCCAAUCAGGAAACGUCGAUUUGGAACCCUUCGACGAAAGCCUCGACGCUGAUUGGCUGCCGCUCCGACUGGUCGCUUCCCGGGCUCUGAUUGGUCGAGCGCGUGGCUAGGCGCGUCGCAUUGGCCGAUCGCUUCGGAGUGACCGUGUACGCAGCUUUGAAGUGUGUGUGAGGUUAUUCUACCGAUUCGAUCGGCCAAAUCGCGAGGACGCGCAUGCAACCGAGAGCCCGCGUACGUGUACGCGCGCAUACAUGGGUCCCGAGGUAGAUCGCGGUGCUUUUAGGUUAUGAGAGUCGUCGAGUUUGUUUACGUGGCUGCGUCUCGCUAGGGAUUUUUCGGUAUGUCGCACCACUUUAUGACGGUGUGCAUGGUGUGCGUUCUGUGUGCGGCGCAUAACCCCUGCUCAGCGCACAAUAUCUUCUCGUCGCUAUGGCCGUCCUUCGGUUCAGCCAAGAUUCAGAGUGCAAACUCCGUUGCAAAUCUGUGGAGCUCUUCCCUGGGUCUGAGUGAUUCGCAGUCUCCAGUUGAAGCAAGGGUGGCUCGUUCGGUGAGCUCAAACAUUGCUGCGGAGAAGCAGGACUUCCUAGGGCAGAAUGCAGCUCGCCGUGAAAGACGGCAUCUACGAAGGGAAGAAAGACACAUUGAGUUGGAGCCUUUGCCAUACUAUGAUGCAGACCUUUCAGAGCGUCUCGCAGCAGUGGAAGGUCAUGACGAGGACAGUGAAAGAUACCGAGAGAUUAUGGAGAGGCUCGGACAACCUGAGGUGUUUAACGAGAGAUCAAACUCUCAGAGGUGGGAGUACAAUGUGGGGAAAGCUAGAGGGAGGACGAGAAGAGACGCGGAGAUCGAUCGGCGGUACUUCAUCAGGAAGGUUUUCGAGGCCUAUGGAGAUGGAAAUAGCAUGACCCUUAAGGGUUUCGAGAAGCUCCUUCGAAGACUUGGACUGUUCAGGCUGUCGAAUGCAUUCGACGACAGGGAGAGCCAAAUCAGGACGGAUCAACAGUCUGGAAAUCGAAUGGGUGGAAUUGUCGAAUCGCGGAGCAGCAACGACCUACGCAAUGUAGAUACAACGAAGUCAAAGCAAAGGUGUCUAAGCAGUAGAGAGCUGUUGGGUUCAGUGUUGGAGGACCCGUCGUCCAUCUCAACGGUGAACAAUAGUACAAUAUUACCUGAAUGGCUAUUCGAACGAGUCUGUCCAGCCUUGAUUUAUCAGUUAGCCGAAGAACCCAGUUCUGACAGGGCUGGCUGCGUACUUGUUCCUGAGAGUUACCAGCCUGCCAUGAUACGUGGCUACGCUCCAGAAGAAAUGUCACGGAACAUGUUUCAAGUAUGGGUCUACUCGACAAUAAGCAUUUUAAUUAUUAGUCUCUGUGGUCUCCUUGGUGUAGCAGUGAUACCGGUGAUGGGCAAAAGCUACUAUAAUCAACUAUUGCAGUUUCUAGUCGCACUUGCCAUCGGUACCCUUUGUGGUGAUGCGUUUAUACAUUUGUUACCCCAUGCAAUGAUGUCACCAUCUUCUGAACGCCAUGGUCAUGAAGAUGGCUUCAUGGAUGCGGAAGAAGAGGAAGAAGAGGAUCAUAAUCUAAAUAUGUGGAAAGGUCUUGUGGCAAUGAUGGGACUCGUUAUGUUCUUCUUUACCGAAAAGGCUUUAACUAUGAUAGCGGAAUGGAGGAAACAGCAUCAGAGACGUAGCAAAUUACCGCCACGUGUAAGAGUAAUGAGAGAACCGGAGGGGCCGAAUAGUAACACAGUUGGUGAGAAGUUGUGCAAGCACAAAUAUUCAUCGUAUCCUUAUUGUUAUGGUGAAAUUACAACCGAUGCACAAGAUAAUCACAAUUGUCAACAUUACCAUCACCAGCAGCCUCCAUCGAUCGAAGAAGAGAAACCGCUGACUUCGAAUUGCAACUCGGUGUCUAACAUCGUGAAGAAUAAUCACGAAAGGAAGGGAAGCGAAGACUGGAAGUCUGAUGAGCCAGUAAGCCAUACCAAGAAAAGUCCGGAUGGUGCUGAUAUACCUCUUAACGAGAUGGAUAGUUACACCGUGAUCAUACGGGAGCACGAAAAUAAGCAUCAUGGUCAUACUCACUCGCAUGGUCAUGUACAUUCCGCGCCAGACUCGAUGUCCAGUGUAGCUUGGAUGGUAGUGAUGGGGGAUGGUCUCCACAACUUCACAGAUGGAAUGGCUAUUGGUGCUGCUUUUUCAGCGAACAUAGCCGGUGGCUUUUCGACUGCCAUUGCCGUCUUUUGUCACGAAUUGCCCCAUGAAUUAGGUGAUUUCGCAGUUCUAUUGAAGGCAGGCAUGACUGCGAAGCAAGCCGUGUUCUACAAUUUACUGUCUUCGGUGCUUUGCUUCUUCGGUAUGGUGUUUGGUGUCUUAAUUGGUACUGCUCCUUCGGCGAGCAGCUGGAUGUUUGCAGCUGCUGCUGGCAUGUUCAUAUACAUAGCUCUCGUAGAUAUGAUUCCAGAAUUGGCGUCGAACCACUCACCGGAGGGUGGUUCGCAGUGGCACUUUGUACUGCAAGCUCUGGGAUUGGUCACCGGUCUGGGGAUAAUGCUAAUCAUAGCCCUCUACGAGCAUGACCUCAAGCACAUAUUCAGCGAUUAGGCUUACGAAAGGAAGCCAGCCUAGAAGCAGAGGUUCAGUGCAGAAGUGGAUCGAUCCAGUUAAAAUCUACUUAGAACUGCGAGAGCCGUCGGUGUCCUUUUUGGUGACGAAAAGCUGCCGAUUUCGAUCUAAGGAUACCUCUCUUUUGAGCAGCUUCUGAAACUAGUUUCUGCAUAGCAAAUAACUUCUCUAACCGUAGAAGAGUGUUAGCACUGCACCGAACGAAGCACUUGGACACCGAUCGAGGCACUCUGGUGGGAUCCAAAGCCUAUUGGCAGUUUUCUGGCUCCCUCAACUAUUGGAUUCUUUUCCACACCUACCGCGGCGACAAAGUGCAUCCCGUGAAGAUGCGGUUUCGUUAUCUGAAUAACGAAUAAGUCGACUUCUUAAACUUAAGCUAGCUCGUAGGUUCUACGAUUCGUUUGGUGUGAGUUUUAACUGUUCUGGAGUUAAGAACUCAUUUACAAUUACAUCAAACUACGAGGAUGGAAUUGUUCCGGAAGUAUCAAAUUCUUGGUCGAAGAGCAUCGGGAUACGGCGAAACCGAUUGGCGUACGAUAGCUGUCUUCGACAACGAAUUCUAAGCCCCGAAGAAGUCAUACGAGUUUACGGAGACUAUUGGUAUUCUGCGUUUCUCCGAUAGCUGCAUGGGCCUCUGUCGGAGAAAUUUGAAAAGCAUGAAUUUUAAAAAUUCAUUAUUAGGCGAAUCGGAUGCUCCGGAUCUCCAGGUUGAAUCCUUGAUGGAUACGUCCUGGAGGUAAUAUUCUCACGUCGAAGAGAGCACUGGGGUAUCGAACGAGAGUCAAUGCUGCUUUGGAAAUAAUUAUAAAUCCUCCGAAGGAUUUCUUACAAAGUUUAAUCAUUUUGGGAAUGCUUGAACGAUCAAGAAAUACCAACAUCUUUCUUAGCAAACAAAAUAUUAUUGGACCUCGUUUCGAUAUCCUUGUGCAUCCUUCCGAGAAGUAUUUGAGCUACAAUAAAAGUGUUCGAUGUUUAAGUAAGAUAAGUUUACACUAUCUGUGUCGAUGCCCUAUAGGAUAACUUAUGGUUCGGUGUCGGAGUCAAAUAAAAUGAAGAUACAGGGAAGGCAAGAACAGUGAGGACAUUUAAUUAUAAUACGGAGGAACUUGACUGUUUAGGCCGAGUGAUGAACGGUGUUUCAAAUUGUACCGGAAUUGAGACAAAUCAUUGACGAAACAUAAAGGGAAGAACCGAUCUAGAAGCGAGUAUACAAUUCCCACCGAAAUGGCGAAAUCUAGGUGUAAAGGACUCGUCGCGUCCCUCGCUAAAGCAGGACUCUUUUUCGAAUCAGUCUCAGGAGUUUGAGGAAUUUCGUCGCUUAUCGCGUACCGCUAAGGGUGGCGAUCUAAUGCAUUGAACGAACGCUUCCAUUAGUUCGGUAGUCCUCGAAGAAAUAGGAAAAGUGUUUUGGGAAGCGAGCCACAGGGACAGUCGAGAGACCAUCUUGGCCCGUUCGGCGAGUCGAAUAUAAUAUUUCAGAUAUUCUGUCGCGAGAAAAGUCUACGUCAGCUUUUCUAAUAAAAUUCGUCCAAGUUGAUUUCGGCUCUCGGUACAUUAUUUAUAAACGCGAUAUUUGAAAUUGGUUUAUCGAUGUGGAUCCGAAUUGGUCACAUUGGUCAUCGAUUGGUUGGCGACCUCGUGGCCAGGAUGGCCGAUGAGACUGUGAUUAUUGACCUUGAUCGUUCACUAGUUGAAGUCUAAGGCUAUGAAUUGUUUUCGUUUUUAUUAUGCAUUGCUGAUGUAUAAACCGGAAGACUCCUCGAAACGUUCAUACCGAUGUUUAGUUGGUUAAUCUUGUAUCAAAGAGUACCGUGUGGCUUGUCAAAUUCGUUUCGCUUGAAGGCCUGCGAGAUUAACAUUUAAAUUGAUCGACCAUUUCUUCUACGUUUCGUUUAAAAUAAUCUCGUUCACUUAACAAUUAAGAAUUUAUCAUCCUUGAGAGAAGGAUGUCAUUUGUGCUUGCCACGAGGAAUUUUGCACUUUUCCGCACAUGUAACUGUCUCCGAAGUGGCUUCUAUUCGUCGAUUCGGAACAACGCUUUCAUUUAGAGAACUUGUUUAAAACAUUCACAAUCAUCGAGCGAAGCUAGAUCGAUCACUUCUUGACUCUGAUUUUUCUUUCGGAAAUUGUGCUUACUAGGAUCGAUGUUGUUCACCGAUACCCUGCGUAUUUUUUUCUUUUUUCUUAACUCGAAUUAAAUAAUUAUUUUAUGUAGUUUCCUCUUUCCGAGGACAUUCUACAGUUUCCAUCAAAGGAACGUGCAUUUUGGCGACAUUAGAACAGAUGAUGUAGACAGAAUAUAUGUAUAUAUAUAUUUUUUUUCUUUUAGAGAAUUUCCUAUGGGCUAACAGAAAAUAAUCGUAUUUAUUCAGAAUUUUCCCGUCUCGAUGAUACUUUUAUAACGAGGUCCAUAAUUUCCAUCAGCCAUGCUUUAUAUUUUUAUUACACUGUAAAUAUACAUUUUCGCCGGAGGAAUUUUGUACGUGCUCAGACACGAGACGAUUCGUUGCUUUUAUUAAGAUAUUCCCUCAGGGAAUGACGUUUAUUGUACAAAUAGUUUAACCGAAGUAUUGUUGCAAGGCGAGUGAUCGUGUAUUUUCGUUCAGAGAAUUUUGUACUUGUACAAUUUAAACGCUAAUUGUUUCAUUCGGUUUCCUUUUCUCGAGAACGAUCCGUGGUUUCUAGGAAGUGAGCGUGCAUUUUAAAGAGACUAUUCGUAAUGACAUUAAUUGUACACACGCGAGGACAAGAGAACGUUUCCCAAAA
This is a messenger RNA of Orussus abietinus, 5659 nucleotides long. RefSeq names its product zinc transporter foi. The record is from RefSeq and is a predicted model, not a curated record. Gene Ontology annotation, cellular component: membrane. The transcript is spliced from 11 exons. Bases 608 to 2872 code for a protein of 754 amino acids. Gene Ontology annotation, molecular function: zinc ion transmembrane transporter activity. Gene Ontology annotation, biological process: zinc ion import across plasma membrane; intracellular zinc ion homeostasis. Lineage: Eukaryota; Metazoa; Arthropoda; Insecta; Hymenoptera; Orussidae.